CUCCACCGCUCCAUUCACACAUUCAUCUGCAUGCAUCGUCAUAGAGACAGAGGAAGUGAGCGAGAGCGUCCUCAUUCAUAAAAAAAAAAAAGUUCAUUCAUAAAAGCUGCACAAUUCUGCUGAGCCUCAGAAAGCAAAGACAGGAGGAGAGGAAAGUUGAUGAAGCAGAGCUGGACGCCUGGCAGCUGACUGAGAAAGUGUCCAGGUCAGUAGGAUGGAACUCAGCGUGAGCAGAGCGGAGCAGACUGGACUUUAAAGCACACAGGACGCCUCCCAGUCCCACUCUGUUUUCUCCUCCCUGAUUAUGAGAGAGCAAACCUUACCCAGGUUCAAAUCACAGUCAGGACUCUUACCAGGCAGGUAUGCUGAAGCGCACUAAAUACAGCCGUCUGCGCAACGACUCGCUGACAUCUCUGGAGGAUCAUCCGCAAAGAAUGCUACCACUGAAGGGGGACUUUUGCUUGGACUCUGAUUUUGCUCAGCUGGAUCCCGGGACACCUGCGCACCAGGGAGCAUCCACCCUGAGGGACUUCAUCCCCCGAGUGGCCAACAUCCGACUGCAGAGCCCCAUUUCCCUGCGAGGCCUGAGGGGACAGACGGGCAGGGACAGAGCUGUCAGCAGCAAACCCUCCUCCAGGACUGAGAGAUUCUGCAGCCACCCUUCCUUCAGCGUCCCCCCGUCGACCGGCCUCAUCCACCCGGCUCUACGCUGCAUGAAGAGACCCAUCACCCUGCAUCGGAUGGCCAGCCUGCCCUGGACCCCCGGCUGUCCUCCCUGCUCCCCACACGGAGACAAUCUGUGCUGUUUGAAGACUUCCUCUGCAGCCGAUGACAGCAGAGCGGUUCACCAUCACAUCAAGUACAUGGGCAGCGUGGAGGUGACCCAGUCCAUGAGAACCCUCAACUUUAACACGAGAAUGCAAGUCACAAGGGAGGCGAUCAGCAGACUGUGUGAGAGGACAUCAGCCAAAACAGCAGUAAAAACUAAAAGGCCUGUAUGUAAGAGCCUGUCGGCUGUUCUGGGUCAAAUCAACCUGCAGUUUUCUGGCAGCAGAGUCAUCGUCACCGUCUCCACAGACAGUGUGACUCUGAUCUCUGCCUCGUCUUUACAGAAGAUUGCCCGACACCCCAUGCAGGCCAUUUCGUUUGCCUCAGGAGGAGACCCGGACAUGGUGGAUUACAUCGCUUACGUUGCCAAGGACCUCGUCGAUCAGAGAGCCUGUCACAUCCUGGAGUGUCCUCAUGGUCGGGCCUCUGAGGUCAUCAACAGCAUCGGUCGGGCCUUCGAGACUCGCUUCAGACAACUCCUCAGUCAAACGCCGCCGCUGCUCUCCACCAGUCCCAGCUCAGCGGUGAGAAUCUGCCACAAACGGAGCCCAGACGAGACGAUAAAACACCAGAAAGCCAAGAAGGAAGGUGAGGUCGUCGAACGCCGUGACUACUACAACGUCAUCCCAGGAAAGACGCCUCCUCCUGGUGGAAUAGAAGAUCUACGGAUCACAAGGGAGGAGAACAAACAAGAAGCUGACUUACAGAGGGUCUGUUUGUCUCCACCGGUUUCCCUCUAUGAGAACUGCUCUGUCACUGAAGAGGCUCCAGCUCCACCUGCAGUGCGAUCUGACAUUGAACAGUUCCCUCCUCUGUCUGAGACUCGUGUCCAGAACCCGAUCCAGGAAGAAGAAUGGUUCCACGGCAGGUUAGGAAGGGAGCAGGCCGAGUCCCUCCUCACCUGUAGUGGAGAUUUCCUGGUCAGAGAGAGCAGCUCAGCCUCCGGUCAGUACGUCCUCAGCGGUAUGGAGGGAGCCACGGUGAGACACCUGCUGCUGGUGGACCCACAUGGACAGGUGCGAACACGUGACCAGGUGUUUCUGAGCGUAGGCCACCUUGUGAGGUUCCACAUGGAGAACCAGAUGCCCAUCGUCUCUGGAAGCAGCGAGCUGUGUCUCAAACAGCCGAUCCUGCAGUCGCACUAACAUCCACAGAGUGAGGCACAAUGCAAAAACACUUCAAACCCUUCUGCUGCCUGAAAUAUUAAAAACAGAUGAGUCCUGUCAACACGCCAAACUUCAUUUCCUGGGGCGAUUAGUGAAAACUGCCUCAGCUUGUUGGGACAAUAUUGCGUUAUCUGGUCAUUCUAAUACUGUGUCAGUUUGAUUUUUCUAACAUGAGUAAAUUCUCAACUCCC
This is a messenger RNA of Amphiprion ocellaris (clown anemonefish), 2185 nucleotides long. RefSeq names its product SHC-transforming protein 4. The record is from RefSeq and is a predicted model, not a curated record. NCBI's taxonomy places the organism in Eukaryota, Metazoa, Chordata, Actinopteri, Pomacentridae. Gene Ontology annotation, cellular component: plasma membrane. The transcript is spliced from 14 exons. Bases 363 to 1973 code for a protein of 536 amino acids. Gene Ontology annotation, molecular function: receptor tyrosine kinase binding. Gene Ontology annotation, biological process: cell surface receptor protein tyrosine kinase signaling pathway; intracellular signal transduction.